Phytophthora sojae is the source of this 1029-nucleotide messenger RNA. RefSeq lists its product as hypothetical. The record is from RefSeq and is a predicted model, not a curated record. NCBI's taxonomy places the organism in Eukaryota, Oomycota, Peronosporomycetes, Peronosporales, Peronosporaceae. The transcript has 3 exons. The coding region runs from base 1 to 1029 and encodes 342 amino acids.
AUGCGAGCGAUUCACCUUUCGAGCGCCUUCUUCCUGGUGCUGGCUACGAUCAACCUUGGGACGAUCUCAGUGACUGCCGCUUCGUGCGCCGACCGAGUGUCGUCAGGAGACCAGAGCGUUGGGAUCACCGCAGUGGAGGAUGCGUCCUGUGCUUCCGGCGGCUUGGGAUGCUUCUCGGACGGGGAGCAGUGCCGAUUCUGCCGGCCCGACAGCUCCACCGACAACGAGAAUUAUCACCUCAUGCUGUGCUCCGAAUCGGUCGAGGCAGGCAUCGACUGCCUGUCGCUCGUGUCUGUCGGCGACCAGGGCGUGGGCAUUUCUGCCGUAGCAGCUACGAAUCCGACGUGUGCGGCGAACGGCUUGGGCUGCUUCCAGGACGGAAAGUGCCGAUACUGUCAGUCGAGGGAGACAACGCAAAGCGCGCCUUACAUGACGUGCGCGCGUGCUGGUGGGAGCUCUACGUCGACUGGUACUUCAUCAACCACACCGACAUCUGCACCGGCAUACACGCCGGCACCCACCGCCGCGUCAACCAGCACGAGUUGCUCGACAGUUGUGUCGCGGUCUGGACUGCAGAGCGUCUCGUACAUCACCGACAGCCGCUGCAACGUGGCGUCCCCGACGCUGGUCGGCUGCUCUGCUCGAACGUCAUGCCGACUGUGCCGCGACUACAAGAACGAAGCCAACCAGUUCCUCGUGAGCUGCCAAGUGCUCAAGGACCUGGGGACAACUGAGAGCGCGGCGGCGGGUUCUGGCAAGACGGAGUCAGGCGCAGCCGAAGGUGUUACGGCUACCGGCGCUUCCGCCGGCACGACAAUUGCUGUGGUUGCUGCGGUUGUAGGAGUUCUGGUCGUGGUCAUGAUGAGCGUCAUGUACGUCAAGGGGCGACGCGACUCGCUGGACGAGAUCAUGACGCCCGACGACUGCCCCGGUGGCGACCUCAUGACCCCACACGGCGGCCGUGGUUACACGCCGCGAGAGGGUUCGCUAGUCAUGGUCGUGAGUCAGUCGUCGAUCGCCACUCUCUAG